Molecule: messenger RNA, 749 nt
Organism: Helianthus annuus (common sunflower)
Lineage: Eukaryota; Viridiplantae; Streptophyta; Magnoliopsida; Asterales; Asteraceae
Product: nuclear transport factor 2
Exons: 2
Coding region: 89-649 (186 amino acids)
Biological process (GO): nucleocytoplasmic transport
Cellular component (GO): nuclear pore central transport channel
Source: RefSeq, a predicted model, not a curated record
UUGUCUUCGAAAAGAAAACAUCUGCAUCAAGACCGUGUCUUCUUCUCCUCUGUAUUUUCCACACUUUUACCCCAACACCAGGAACCAGAUGGACGAUGUAACAAAAAUGGUUGACUCAUACGUCAGGCAUUACUUCAACAAGUUCGAUCGCGACCGGGCACUUUUAUUAAAGGAAUUCGACAACGAUUCUGAGUUUAGUUGUGAGGGUAAGACGUACAAUGACCCUUCCAGCAUCCUCGGCGCGCUCCUGGCUCUCCCGCACAAGAAUGUCUAUCAUAAAAUCACGUCCAUCGAUUACGAUUUCCUCUCUGAAAUCUCGUGUGUCGUGUAUGUCUGCGGGAAACAAAUUCAUUCCGGUGUAGUAGACAGCGGUCUUCAUUUCAGUCAGGCGUUAUUUUUGCGGAUGAGAGAGGACGGCUCCUUUUAUGUGUAUCGUGGAUCAUUCAGUGUUAAUCGCGAUGUUCAACCGCAAGGCGAUGUUCAACCGCAAGGCGAAGUUCAACCGCAAGGCGAUGUUCAACCGCAAGGCGAUGUUCAACAGCAAGGCGAAGUUCAACCGCAAGGCGAUGUUCAACCGCAAGGCGAUGUUCAACAGCAAGGCGAUGUUCAACCGCAAGGCGAUGUUCAACCGCAAGGCGCCGGAAAUUAAAUCCCAUAACAUGUUUGUUUUAUUUGGAUUUGGUGUUAAAACAUUUGAAUGAUUUUCCUCUCCUUGAGAAAAAGGAAUUUAUGUUUCUUUCUUAAAAAAA